Messenger RNA from Lodderomyces jiufengensis, 2109 nucleotides. It is a transcript of the gene PDC2, whose product is annotated as Pdc2p. Bases 1 to 2109 code for a protein of 702 amino acids. Gene Ontology annotation, cellular component: nucleus. Gene Ontology annotation, molecular function: DNA binding. NCBI's taxonomy places the organism in Eukaryota, Fungi, Ascomycota, Pichiomycetes, Serinales, Debaryomycetaceae. The record is from RefSeq and is a predicted model, not a curated record. The transcript has a single exon.
AUGACUCAAUCUGAUUUAGCAAUAUGGGCAAUGAAAGAAUAUGGAUCAACAAAACCACCAUCACAAACUACUAUAUCAAGGAUUUUAAGUUCUAAAAAUGAUUUAAUUGCAUCAAAGGAGGGAGAUUUUAAAUUAGUUCGUAGAAGAAAACAAACAAAUCCAUUAUUAAGAAAAAUUUUAACUGAAUGGGUUACUCAAGCAAUAUGGGAAAAUAUACCUAUAACAACUCCUAUAAUACAACUGACAGCUCAUGCUAUAUGGACAAGAUUACCACAACUGGAAAAACUGGGUAAUGGAGUUUUUAAUGCUAAAUGGUGUACACAUUUUAUGAAAAAAUUAAAUAUAAAUAUAACAGGAGAUGAAAAAGAGAUACUAAAUAAUAUGAAUUAUAAAUUAAAUAAAGUUUGGAGAUUGGAUGAAAAAAUUGAAUUAAAACAAUAUUUAAAUGAUUUAAUUGUUGAAAAUAAUUAUACACCACAAGAUAUAUUUGUAUUAGAUGAAUUUCAAUUAUUUUAUGAAUUACCAUUAGAUCAAAUAUUUAAUGUAAAUUCUUUAGAUAAAGGAUUACCACAAUCUCAUUCAUCAAAUCAAAUUUCUUUAACUAUUUUAUUAGGUUGUAAUAUAGAUGGAUCAGAAAAAUUAUCUCCAAUGAUUGUAGGGAAAUAUGAUAAGUUUGAUGUUUCAAAAUCUUCAAUAAUACAAUUAAAAUCAUUAUCAAUUGAAAAUAUAUCAUAUAAUAAUUUAAUGAAUAAAUUAACUGAAUACUACAAUAUUUUUUACAAAUCAAAUAAAAAUAAAUGGAUUACUUCACAAAUGUUUCAAAAUUAUCUUUUAACAUUAGAUCAUAAACUACAUAAUUUAAACCCCAACAGGAAAAUUCUUAUAAUUUUAGAUGAUUGUUCGAGUCACAGAAUUAUAAAUUUAAAGUUCCAACACCUAAAACUAGUUUAUUUGAAAAAUGAAACAUGUCAUAAAAACCCAUAUAAUACAAAUUUUAGUGGUAUAAAAUUUGAUUAUUUACCAAUAAAUUUUGGUAUACUUGAAGAAUUUAAAAUAUUAUAUAGAAAACAACAAUAUGAGGAAAUGAUAAAUUUACAAAGAAAUAUAUCACGACAAAGUAAUAAAAACAACAACAACAACAACAACAACCAACAAUAUGAAUUUAAUUCAAAUUCAAUUCCAUUAGAAGUUUUAUCUGAACAAAAUUAUCACAUACCAUUGAUCAAAGUUAUAGAAUGGAUUAAAAAUGCUUGGUCAAUGGUUUCAAAAGAAUGUAUAUAUCAGUCUUGGAAAAAGACCCACUUACUAAAAUUAAAAGGAAAUCAAUGGCCAAGUGAAGUCAAUAAAUUAAAAUCAAAUGAAAUAAUCUUCACUUUAAAUGAUCAAUUAACAAGAUAUGAUAGUGAAAAAAAUUUCAAACAACUAGAAUCAUUAAUGAGUUAUUUAAAUGUAGUUAUACCAUGGGAAAUAGAUGAACUAAUAGGUUUAGUAAAUGAAAGAGGUAAAAUCACAUUAAGUUAUGCGUCAAUUGAAGAAAUAAUAGAUAGUUGUUUAUCAGAAUUAGUAGAUGAUGAAAGUCAUAGUGAUUUCGAAAUAGAUGAAAUAGAUUUUGAACAAGAACAAGAACAAAAAGAUGAAGAAUUUGUUGAAUUAAUUACAAAUGAUUUUAAACAUAAUGAAAAUGGUAAUUGGUCAUUAAUUGGAUCCGAUUCUAAUACUGCGAAUAAUAUUUCAUUAUUUGAUAGUCCUGUUACAAAUUCAGAUAAUGGAGAUCAAAUGGAAGUAGAUAAUGAUUUAGAAAACAAAAUAAUAAACAGUUUCCCAUUUGAGACAACUACAACCACCAGUCAAAAACAUAAAUUAAAUAAUCUAGAAAAUUGGAAAAUUAAAAGACAAUUAAUAGAUAUUCAAUUACCACAAUAUCAAAAUUUCCCAAUUUCCCAACAAUCCCAAUCAUUCCAACAACCUCAGAAUUAUCAAUUUGAUAUUAAAUCAUCACUUGUAAAAUUAUUGAAUUAUUCAAACAACAAUCAAAUUAAUUUGUCUCAAGCUACUAUUGAUGAUUUAAAUUAUAAUUUAAGAAAUAUUGAAUCAAAAUUAAAUAAAUAG